Messenger RNA from Mauremys reevesii (Reeves's turtle), 3166 nucleotides. It is a transcript of the gene ASB8, whose product is annotated as ankyrin repeat and SOCS box containing 8. Gene Ontology annotation, biological process: intracellular signal transduction. The coding region runs from base 198 to 1052 and encodes 284 amino acids. The transcript is spliced from 4 exons. Lineage: Eukaryota; Metazoa; Chordata; Testudines; Geoemydidae. Gene Ontology annotation, molecular function: protein binding. The record is from RefSeq and is a predicted model, not a curated record.
CAGUCGGAGUCCUUCACUGCGCACGCGCGUUGUUUCGUCGUUGGCCUCAGGGGAGUUGUCUUCCCUUCCGACCGAUGAGUUUCCGCCUCCGGUUGGCGACAGCGGGAUCCCACUUCCCCCAUGUCCGGGGCUCAGCGGCGCUGUCGGGGUUGGCAGUUUAGAGCAUGUGAAUUAACUGAAGGAGCUUGAGUUCCAGUAUGUGGUAUAUUAUGCAGAGCAUUCAGAGUAAAUACUCCUUGUCAGAGCGGUUGAUCCGGACUAUAACAGCCAUACGAUCUUUCCCACAUGAUAAUGUUGAAGAUCUUAUCAGCAGGGGAGCCGACGUUAACUGUAUGCACGGCAUUCUGAAGCCGCUACACUGCGCUUGUAUGGUUGCUGAUGCGGAUUGCGUUGAACUACUGCUGCAAAAAGGAGCGGAGGUCAACGCCCUAGACGGGUACAACCGAACAGCCCUUCAUUAUGCAGCAGAAAAAGAUGAGACCUGCGUUGAGAUCCUCUUAGAAUACGGCGCAAACCCCAGUGCGCUGGAUGGGAACAAGGACACGCCCCUCCAUUGGGCUGCCUUUAAAAACAAUGCGGAGUGCGUCCGAACGCUUUUGGAGAACGGCGCCUUGGUUAAUGCUCGGGAUUAUAAUGAUGACACACCCCUGAGCUGGGCUGCCAUGAAGGGAAACCUAGAGAGCGUGAGCAUACUCCUGGAUUUCGGAGCGGAGGUCAGGGUGGUUAAUUUGAAAGGCCAGACGCCGAUAUCUAGGCUGGUUGCGUUGUUGGUCAGAGGACUUGGUACCGAGCGAGAAGAUUCUUGCUUUGAUCUUCUUCACAGAGCUAUUGGACACUUUGAUUUAAGGAAAAAUGGGAAUAUGCCCAGGGAGGUAAUGAGAGAUCAGCAGCUGUGUGAAAAACUUACCCUGCUCUGCUCCGCCCCAGGUACCUUAAAGACGCUGUCUCGCUACGCGCUGCGGCGCAGCCUGGGUGUCCAGUUCCUGCCAGAUGCAGUGAAGGAGCUUCCUUUGCCUGAGUCCCUGAAAGAAUAUCUGUUGCUCCUUAGAUAAGCGAGCGGUAAAAUUCUAGGGGAUUCUGUGCUUGAUUCACUGCCCCCCAUUCCUUAUGCUUUAUGGGGAUGCCAGUAACAUAACUAGAUUUGUGACUCAAUCCGUGACAUCAGACACUGGGUUCCUCCUCCUCACUCUGAUGGUCAAGCUGAUGACCAGUCGUCAUCCAAGAUUACUCCAGGCUCUAGGGCUCCCUCUCCUGUCUCACCCAGAGCUCCAUACAGGACGGUGACCUCCAUGGUGGCAGCUGGCACUACUGGUGGCUUAAAAGGUGUGUGAGGGGAAAUACUUGUGCUAUUUCGUCCUGCACGGGCCUGUUCCCCAUCUCCAGCCUCUGGAUUGCUCUCCGAGUUCAGUACCAAGCCACCGGCCGUCUCACAAGACAUUGCUGAACAGAAUUUGUCACCUUCCCUGCCACGGAAAGACAAAUUAUCAUCCUGCUUUCUGGAGACUAGGUGUGGGCUUUAGCGAGAGAGAUGCCUUCUCAAUUAGGUGUGGAGAGCAGGCAAGGGGGGGAUCUAUUCCUGUUGGAAGGAAUUAAGUAUGGGACGGAGUCUUGGAGCAUGGGAAAAUCCCACAUGGUUGCUCUUGCCUGUUGGAGGAAGUGAGCUGGUGCCAGUCAGCUUCUGUGCUGUCUCGACUGAGUCAACCAGGCAGCAAGCAGGACUCCUGCUUGCAGACUUGUUAGUUUUAGUGGUAGCUCCCACCCCAAGCACAUGUAUUUAGUUUGUAUUUUUUCAUAGACCUUGGAAGGAGAGCUCCUUCCUACAGAGUGUUUGUAUCUCUAAUCAAUGCUUUCCGCACUGCACCUCCCCGAGCCUAAAGCACAGCACCCAGCUCUGGAUGGAGGGAGUCAUGAACAGAGUCAUGAGCAGAGAUAGAGAACUGUAGGGAAGGUAAGCCCUGUCUGGAGAGACACCGGUUUUUCCUUCACAACAUGCACUGGGGGAUUUCCUCCCCCCCACUUAUUAUUUCUAAGAUGCAUCAACUCUUAAUUGUGGGGGAAGGAGAUAUUUUAAAUGUGUUUCUAACAAAGCAAGUAGCGUGAAUGCAGACGUUUUCUGAGAGCAGGGUGGGGUGGGUAUGAGACGCCUUGGUGCUUCAGUAGCACCAGUAAGAGAGGUCGCCUGGCUCACUACUGCUGCGGGAUCGUUAAGGCAAAAGAGUAGCACCCAGCACUGCUGCUGGGAUCCAGCAGCACUUUCCAGAGCCCCUGAACUGCAUCGUCUCUGGCUGAUUUCAGAAAGGCUCCGGUGGAGCUGUCCUUCCCACAACUGCAGUAACGUUGGCUAUUAAGCAGUGCUGUGUGGGUGUGAUUGUAGGGCAGGCGGGUGGGGGGCGGGGCGAGGUAUUAAAGUGGGGAGAGUUAUGGGAUUCUUACAAUAUAAAGGGUGCGCCCUCUCGAAAAUACAAUCGGCAACAACCACAUUUUGUCCUAAUGAACAGCCCCUCUCAAAAUCCUGCACUUCAAAUGGUUCAGGUCCUCUGGUGAAAGAACUAGAUGCCAAAGUGUGGUGUGGGUCUGCUCCGUGGUGAGGGCUGUUCUCUGCUUCAGGAGAUCACCCUGCUGAGAACAUGCUUUUUGCAUCUCCCAGUGGUGGCGGUGCCCUGCGCUACUGAUCUCCAGUCCUGCCAGGUGUGAAUGUAUUCUGGUGCGGGAGAGACUCAGCUUGUAACCCUAGGCACUUGGUUUCUGUGACAUAUUCACUCACACUAACACGUUUGAAGGUGUUUGGUUAAAGUCUGACACUUGGUUUUACGCUAUUCCACUGCCAUUUCACUGAUUUUUUUUUUUUUUUUUUGAGAGCAGCGUGUGUGAGAGCUCGCAGCACUUCCAGGAGGGAGAACUGAUCAGCAAUUCCUCAGGCAGUGCCCUGUUUUUAACAAGACUCUGUUUUCAAUGGGGCGUUCCCUGAAACACAGAGUGACAGCAUCCAACUAGGGAGAAUGUUUCAAAAUAGGAAAAGGAGCUGUUGGAAAGGUCUUCUGUAUAUAAAACUCUGCCGGGAACCAUGAAACACUCCCCCCCACUUCUGGUUUCUGUAGUGAUUUGUCUUGUUGCUCUCUGUAUUUUAUAGUUACAAAAAUAAACCACUCAAGACCAGCUCUAAGCA